CGCGUUUCAGUUGCACAGUCAGUCGGACAAUCUCGUGGGUCUCGUGGGUACAUACCAAAAAAUGGAAGUUUCCCAUAUUUUCGCUUUGAUCUUGUUGAUUGCUGGAGCAGUCGCAUAUCCACAAUUUCCGUCAUGGAACAGUCCACAGAACAUGAAUCCAAAUACAUUCAUCACUGGACAGCCGGUUACACCCACCGUGUCUACAACGACGCCUCAGCCGACCACAGCAUCGCCUCGAUACCUGGCCUGUAUCCAGUCCUGCCCAGCAACCAGUGAAUAUAAUCCCAUCUGUGGCAGUGACAAUAUCAACUAUUAUAAUUCAGGACGUUUCAAUUGUGCCGUUCUAUGUGGUCGAAAUGUUCGGAAUCUACAUUUGGGAAUCUGCAGCACUACGUAGAUCACAAUUGAAUGCGAGUUGCAAAAGUCUUACAAUCUACAGUUCAAUGCUCAUUUAAUGACCUUAAUAAAAUCUGAAUAAAAACAAGUAAGAAUGAGCUGGUCGAGAAUUAUCAACUAAGUGAUACCCUCCAUCCAAAAUAAAUUAUAUUUAUGUAAAAAUCCUCUCGAAAGAAUAAAGCACAUAUUUUGAAAUGUUUUUUAAUCCA
Drosophila grimshawi is the source of this 605-nucleotide messenger RNA. RefSeq lists its product as uncharacterized. Lineage: Eukaryota; Metazoa; Arthropoda; Insecta; Diptera; Drosophilidae. The transcript is spliced from 3 exons. The record is from RefSeq and is a predicted model, not a curated record. Bases 62 to 397 code for a protein of 111 amino acids. Gene Ontology annotation, molecular function: serine-type endopeptidase inhibitor activity; protein binding.